AUGUCGAGCUCGCUCCUCCGUCCGUCCCUCCUCGCGAUCGCCUCCCGACACGCCAUGUCAUCCCCGACGAAGGCUGCGCUCGGGCGCAAACACGCCUCCCCCGCGAGGAGGAGCUUUGACGUGACCGUUUCCGCGGCCGCCUCUCAGAAUGUGGAUAAAAAGUACGUCCCCGGCGAGCCGAUCGCGAACGCCUGCGUCGUCGUCACCGGUGCCAACCGCGGCAUCGGCCUCGAAUUUUGCAAGCAGAUCCUCGCCAAGUCCCCUGGUAACUCCGUCAUCGCGUCUUGUCGCGACCCAAACGCCGCGGAUGACCUUGUCGCGCUCCAGAAGGAGGUUGGCGAGUCGCGCCUCGCGGUGGUCGCCCUGGACGUCGCCGACGAGACCUCGAUCGCGAGUUGGGCGCAGGGCCUCGGCGCCCUGGAGCCCGUCCAGGCGCACGGCGGAUCCAUCGAUGUCGUCAUCAAUAACGCGGGCACCACCGGCACCGACGGAUACAGCAAGUGGGAGCUCGAGGACAUGACCGCCGACGAGAUGAUGCACGUGUACAAGAUAAACACCGUCGGUCCGCUGCUGGUCACCCAGCAGCUCGUCAAGCGCGGGCUCAUCGGCGACCCCGGGUCCCUCAACCCCGUUUCGCUCGUCGGAAACGUGACGUCGAAAGUCGGCAGCGUGGACGAUAACGGCAGCGGGAAAGGGUACGCGUACAGGGCGAGUAAAGCCGCGCUCAACAUCGUCAACAAGAGCAUGAGCAUCGACCUCGCGGAUCGAGGAAUCUGGUGCCAACUCCUGCAUCCCGGUUGGGUGCGAACGCGGAUGACCGAAGGCCGGGGGCUGAUUGACGCGGACGAGAGCGCCCGCGGCCUCAUCAGGUGCGUGAUGUUUCGCGAAACACGUCUCUUUCCACUCGGCUAUGGAGGGUGA
Molecule: messenger RNA, 921 nt
Organism: Micromonas commoda
Lineage: Eukaryota; Viridiplantae; Chlorophyta; Mamiellophyceae; Mamiellales; Mamiellaceae
Exons: 2
Coding region: 1-921 (306 amino acids)
Molecular function (GO): oxidoreductase activity, acting on the CH-OH group of donors, NAD or NADP as acceptor
Source: RefSeq, a predicted model, not a curated record